This is a messenger RNA of Colletotrichum spaethianum, 192 nucleotides long. RefSeq lists its product as uncharacterized. The record is from RefSeq and is a predicted model, not a curated record. The transcript has a single exon. NCBI's taxonomy places the organism in Eukaryota, Fungi, Ascomycota, Sordariomycetes, Glomerellales, Glomerellaceae. The coding region runs from base 1 to 192 and encodes 63 amino acids.
AUGGGUCUGUCCUGCCUUAUCUUGUUUAGCAUCCGACAGAAGGGUGUCAUUAGCUCGCUCAACACACUCGCGACUAGCGUCUCCGAGUUUGGGGAGUCCGCUGUUAUCAUGAGCGAGGGAAAAGACGCUCCUCUGAUCGUCAAAAAUUUCCAUGUGCAAACCUAUGACUAUCCUGAUGAUGAGGAUGAUUAG